Messenger RNA from Caenorhabditis sp. 36 PRJEB53466, 1389 nucleotides. The record is from the annotation of a GenBank genome assembly. Lineage: Eukaryota; Metazoa; Nematoda; Chromadorea; Rhabditida; Rhabditidae.
AUGGCUGACGCCGAGCAGAAGACACUGCUCUCGCUCCCAUCGGAGCUUCUGUGUCAUCUGUUCACCUACCUGCCUCCCCGCCAACUCAUCACUCAGAUCCCUCUCGUCUGCAGUCGAUUCAAUAACAUUCUCAAGGAUGACAAGUUCUGGAGUGGAAGGAUUGUAAGAUUUUCAAGGUUCGGACUGAGUUCAAAAUAAUUAUCGUUCAGAAAAAUGAACAUCAAGUUCGAGUGCCGGACUGCGAACUCAAACAUCUCGAAUACAAGCCACAGAAGUCGUUCUACGCGAUGAGCUGCCAACGUGAACGAUGGAGGGAUUGGGAGACGCAGACGGUGAUCACAGCUCCAGGACACUCGGCCACUGUGGACAGUGUUAUGCUCUUCCAGCGCAACGACAAGGAAUUCUGCCUUUCCGGCUCCCGCGACCGCACCAUUCGUCUCUGGAACCUCGAAAACGUGCGACGUGGCGAAGACUCGGCCGAGAACCAAUGGACGGUGGCGAAGGACGAAACGGCGCAUUCGGGAUGGAUCUGGAACAUGACUCGCGACGAGAGCACCUCCAAUUUCUACACAACUUCCUGGGAUUCGAGCGUGAAAAGCUGGAACAUCACAGAAGACGGCCAGCUGCGAAAUGUGAGCUCUGUGAAUGUGGGAUCAGCCGCGCAAUGCAUUUCAUGUGCCGGAAAUGAGCAUGAAGUCGUGUGCACGACAUUCGUCCGCCGCAUGGCCAUCAUCGACUCGAGAACGUUCGAAGUCGUCGCCGAGCAUAAAUUGCACAAAAAGGCAGUGCUCGCGUUGGCAGUCCAAGGAGACAAGAUAUUCACGAGUGGAGAGGAUCGUCUCAUGAUGAUGGUCGAUCGGCGGAAUCUGAGUCGACCAGUGCUUUUCGUGAGCUUCAUUUCACAGUCUUCACGAAAUGGAACACUUCUUAUUUCAGGAAUACUCGCAAACCGCCUACAAAUCGUGCCUGUCACUGCGAAGGAAUCAGUUGCUUACCGCCACUUCUGAUGGAGGCGUGAAGUUGUACGACGCUAACAACUUCAACGUUCUUCAGUCGUACAACGUAAGCUCAAUAACGUUAACUGACAUCCAUCUCAUUCUUCCCAGGUUGGCUCAUUCACUCGACAAGCGCUGCUCGGCCACGGAGCACACCUUGUAAUGGCUCGGAGCUUGAAACGAAACUUCAAGUUCAGCGUAAGUAAGGGACUGAGAAGCUGCUAAUCUUUCCCUUCAGAUUCACAGUCCAGGAUCUCGUAGUCAGAAGUGGUGCGAGUCGCACGAAUUGGCAGCCGAACCGGCCAAGUUCGACUACUCGUUCUCCACCCGCACGCUCGCCAUCGGAAACGGAGACAGCUCCAUCCUCUUCUGCCUUCCUGGAGCCCAAGAAUAG